This is a messenger RNA of Vespa mandarinia (Asian giant hornet), 6364 nucleotides long. RefSeq lists its product as uncharacterized. Gene Ontology annotation, molecular function: ubiquitin binding; ubiquitin-protein transferase activity. The record is from RefSeq and is a predicted model, not a curated record. Lineage: Eukaryota; Metazoa; Arthropoda; Insecta; Hymenoptera; Vespidae. Gene Ontology annotation, cellular component: LUBAC complex. Gene Ontology annotation, biological process: proteasome-mediated ubiquitin-dependent protein catabolic process; protein linear polyubiquitination.
AUCUCUAUCUAUCUAUCUAUCUAUCUCUUUCUCUCUCGUCUCUGGUUUUCUUGUAAAAUUCAUCGUUGAUCGUUGAUAGUAAAAGGGGAUUUUAAUUUUUCUACGUUUGCGAAGUAUCAAUUAGCAAUCGAUCGAUCGAUCGAUCGGUCGGUUGGUUGGUCGAUUGUUUGGUCGUUCGAUCGGUCGAUCAAUAUCAAAGUUCGAUUUUAAAAGAAAGGACAUAAAAAGCAUCGCCACCGCCACCGCCGACGUCGCCGUCGCCGCCGUCGUCGCCGCCACCGCCGCCGCCGCCACAGCAGCCGUAGUAACAACCCGCGCCACCCGAUCGGUCUGGUGAAUGUACGAUGCGCCUAGACUGGUCGAAAAUAGAUCUAGGGAAUUGGAGUUGCAGUAUAGAGUAUAAGAAAACGGAAGCUGAGAGGAGAAGCAGUGAGGAGGAGAAAGAGAAAAAGAGAGGAGGAAGAGGAAGAAGAAGAAGAAGAAGAAGAAGAAGAGGAGGAGGAGGAGGAGGAGGAGGUGGAGGAGAAGGAGGAGGAGAAGAAAGAAGAAGACGAAGAAGAAGGGGAGGAUAAAGCAAAAGUUGAGUUGUUGGACAAAGACGUAACGAGACUUUGAGAAGAGAGAGCUUUUGGUUAGUCGAAGACACUGAACUUGGAAUGAUUCUCGGAGCUUGCCCACCUAUAAGCCAACUACUGGAAGGAAGUUAAAAUCACGUUGGUGUGAAUCUAAAUAAAGAACUAUGGAGAGGAGAGAGUGAAAGAAACGAAAAAGAAAGAAAAAGAAAGCGAGAGAGAGAAAGAGAGUAAGAAAGAGAGAGAGAGAGAGAGAGAGAGAGAGAAAGAGUGAGGGGUGGGGGGAGGGGAAGCAUCGUGUUCCAAGAGGGAUACGAGUGUAAGAAUGGUAGAGAGAAACGCUUGCAACAGCGGCAGCGGUGUUGGUGUUGGUAUUGGUGGUGGCGGCGGGUGCGGUAGCAGCAGCAACAGCAGCGGCAGCAGCAACGGAAGCAGCAGCAGCAGCAGCAGCAGCAGCAGUAGCAACAACAGCAGCAGCAACGGGAAUAAGAUAAACGCAUCAUCCCUCAAUGGCGUAUCAAACGUUGUCCAUGAAGGUGGAGUCAAAAUUACAGUUAUCGAAGAAGCUGUUGGACUUGAGGAGGAAUUGACGAGUUUACGCCGUGCCAGUAGCGCUAGAUUUUCUCUAUUCAAGUGGUUUAAACGAGCCGGCAGUCGGGCUGCCACGUUUGAGAAAAGAAGAAAGAUACUCGAUAAAAUUACUGUUGGUGAAGAAAAAGAAGAAACGGGAAGAGAGGUGGAGGAGGAGGAAGAGGAGGAGGAGGAGCAGGAGCAGGAGGAGGAGGAGGAAGAGGAGGAGGAGGAAGAAGAAGAAGAAAAAGUAAGAAAAGAGACGGAUGAAAAAGAAGAGGAAGACGAUAAAGGACAACAACGCAGCGUUUCCUCGAGUGCGGAAAGUGUAGAAACUUUCUAUAGUACUACAACGGUACGAAGCUUUGCCUUUCACAGCGGUGGUCUCAUCACUGGUAAAGAAUUGUCAUUAGGCAUUUUGAAGCAGGCUGCCGAAGUAGGUCCCUUCGCGGCUGGAGCCUCGAAAUUGAUUGCCAACAAAGAGAACAACGUCGCGGAUGUCGCCUCUACGUUACCAUCUAACGUUCAUUCUCGUAGAAGGGACAUCACCACGAGAUAUUCCCUUCAACCAACUAAAACGAGUUACUCAUCCUGCGGUAAUUUUCCAUUACCAGAAAAAAGACCACUUUCCGGGACCUUGAGAAGAAUUCAGGAUAAGAAUUUAAACGGCGAGGUUAUCGUCAGGCGUAAAGUACACGUUAAAGGUAAAAGAAGAGCUCCGAAUCCUCCAGAAGUAUCGAAGAUCAUUGGGGUCGAUGUACGGGUGGGACAAUCAAAAAAUAGCAACAGACGAAAGAGGCGAGCGCCGAGACCACCUGAAAAUAUUGAAACAUCCGAGAGUUCUUUGUCUUUAGAAGUUAAAGAGAAGUCAGCUAUAACCGAUGGUGGAAUGGACUCGGGAAAUAAAGAAGAAGAGGGACAACAAGUAAUAAGCAACGAUACUUUGAUAUUGCAAGGCGGUGUUUUACACUCGAAGAAAAAAGAUUUAGAAAAACAAAGUCCAAAAUUACGAAAGGAUCGAUUAGCUUCUAAUAAUUGUGGUGUCGGUUUUAUAAGUGUUCCCGGUUCUAAUACGACACGAAACGAUACGAUAUCCCAGGAUUUGACGAACUUUCGGAACGUCGUUGACACGGGUACACUUGGCACCGCCAUGCCGCGACCUUGGUACAAACGGAGCGUCUUCGAACAUUCUCGGGAUUCCACGUCGUCUCGAAAGGGCGAUGUACUUCGUACAUCCUCGGCCAUUGGGACGAUGGACACCAAGGAAGAAUGUGUCGGUGCACAGGGAGUAUCAUCGAGUCUUACUACGACUACUACCUCUACCUCGGCUUAUUCCAUGGAUGCUUCCCUUUCUAGAUUGAGUUUCUUUCAUCGUGGUGAACGACAGAUGGAGGAAAGGAAACGUGACGUCAAAAGAAAAUCUGGAUUAUCCAUCCUAACUAACAUAAGCGAACUCGACAAAGAGGCUGCUGCUAUCGUACAGGAAGAACAGGCACGAGCACGUGCCUCUAUGCUCUUGAAAUCCUCGAGAUUUACCGAGGCUUAUGAAAGGACAAGCGAUGUCAAUGAGGAACUAGUUCAGGACAUGGUAACCUCGGCAAUGGAAAAUUCCUCACCCAAACAACGCGGUACACGAGCAUUGAUAUCAAAAUUCAAUGCUAUAAGUAACAUUACAAAAGUCACGGUUAACACUAAUUUCUUUGCAAGGAGGGAUCAGCAGGGUACGAAAUUUGAACAAGACGUUAUCAGAAAGUCUAAAUUCGAACAAACGGAAUGGAAAGAGAAUACGAAAUUUUCACGCGUUGGUCAAGCUAAUACACGAGUCGAAAAGGAUAUAUCUAAAUAUUUUUUGCCGCAACAACAGCAACAACAACAACAGAAAGCAACGACCAAAGUCGAGAACAAAGAUACGGAAAGAAAAGUAGUAUCUGAGAAUAAGUUUACUCCAAGAAAGGAUAACAACGAUCGCCUGAUAAAAGAAACUUCCAGUAGGAUAUCAUUCCUACAAAGCCAGCUCGUUGCAAAUCGAAUGAACGAACCUUUAACUUCUCGUACGAUGGUAGAAACGGUGGUGCCCUUAAUGGAAGAAAAAAUGAAAUCUAAGCAGGAAUGUGCCAAUGAAAUAAAGGAAAAGGAAAUAAAGGAAAGGGAAAGAAAAAUGGAUAACGUUAUUUCCGUAAGUGGAUACUUAUUAUCCCGUCCGCGUGAUUCUAAUCAAAUUGAUAAUAUAGAAAAUGUUUUAUCGAAAGAAUCGAGAAAACAAAAUGAUCGUAACGUAGAAACGAAUGUGCAAAAGGAAUUUACGAAUAUAUUCGAUAAAAUUGAUAGACAGUUACGUACUACUACGAAAGAAUUGAAACAUGUCGAUCAUCAGCUAGAAUCAAUUUCUAAUCUCGAAGCAACCAAGGAUAGGAUGAUAUUAUCUAUAGAAGAGGAAGAGGACGAAGGAAAGGAAAAGAAGUUAGAAAAGAAAAAAGACGAACAAGAAAAAGAACAAGAAGGAGAACAAGAAGAAGAAGAAGAAGAAGAAGGAGGAGGAGGAGGAGGAGGAGGAGGAGGAGGAGGAGGAGAAGGAAUAUCGAGUAAAGUGACUAAAGUCCUCGAUAUCCUCGUAGAAGCUGAGAAAGAUGGGAAAGCAAAGAAGGCUCUUAUGCGAUCAAUGAAAUCUAUACCGAACGUAGAUGAAACUAAUCGUAAGAUCGAAACGGAAAUGAUCAAAUUGAAAUCAACAAAUAGCAAGAUAUCGGCGUCAUUGUUGAACACUAUUGAGGAUCAAACUACAACAGAUUUGAAGGAAAUGUUGAAAGAAAUGAAACAUUCUUUGCCAAAACGUCCAAAACCAAAGAAACGUUUUAUCGAGGAAGGAUUGAGUAAUUUUAUGGUCAAAGAUGUUUUACCGAGUACAAGUAAGAUAUCUUAUGUCGCAAAAUCGGUAUUGAAGAAGGAAGCGACACCAUUAAUUUCAACCUCUCAGAUCGAUUAUGAGAUUGAAAAGCAAAAAGUUUCCUCGUCCUCGCAAACCAGCGGAAAUUUACGUCGAUUGAAUCAACCAUCAACGUCUACGGGAUGGAAACAAGAGGAUGUCGUUUAUAAAACAUCCGGCAAAGGAGUAUCGGGUUUGGCCUUGGCUAAAAACACAUUUCAAUUGAUUCGUCCUCGUGAUUUUGCUGUGAUCGAAGCUAUCAAGACCACCAAGGGACAACACAAGGAAAACACUUACGCGAAUGUAAUCGAACGAUCGCUCUACGCUAACGCUCUUGUUCAUCCCUCGACUAAGCAACAGCAACAACAGCAACAGCAGCACCACCAGCAACAGCAGCAGCACCAGCACCAGCACCAGCAGCAACAGCAACGGCAACGUGAUGGGGAUCUUUCACGUAUCAAGGGAGACUCUGUGAGUGGCCGAGGAUUAUCGACAAUUUCACCCACGAACGAACGAAAAUAUCUACAGUAUGACGACGAACCUAAAGAAGACGACGUACCCUCCACCGGUAACAUGAACACCUUGGCUAUAAAUCGUUUGUUAAGAAAAUUAGAGGCAGCUAUCGCUUCCGGUCAUCAUCAGCAAGCGGCAGGAUUAGCGAAGGAACUCGCACGAUUAAAGAUUCAUUGUUCUGUGAUACGACAACGUACGGCACGUCUAAAGGAUCGUUCUAUAAAGGUUAAUAUGUACAUCGAAGACAAACUAGCUCACCAAGGUCCAAUACCACUUCAGUUAACAACGAGAAUGACUGUCGCCGAAUUGAAGACGAAAGUUUAUACGGAAUUUGAAAUACCAACGAACGUUCAACGUUGGAUUAUUGGAAAAAAUUUGGCCGAUCGCGAUGAGACAACUCUCGAAGAAUUACAGGCGAUCGAUGGCUCACCCAUUUUCUUAUAUCUCGUUGCACCGGAAUUACAAAAGGAUUCCGUAAUGCAAGCAGAGAAAUCAAACUCCGUUGAGGAACUUACGAAGGUUGAGAAGGAAAUACGUCAACCGGAAGAAAAAGUAAUAACGGAGAUGGAGGAAGUUAAACCGACUAGUGUCACUAGCUAUGAGAAACAGAUUGAGCCAGAUGAAGAACAGACGCCUGAGGAAGUGAAAAUGGAACGAUACGAAGAACUCAUCUCGUUGGAGAAUUGCGAUGUUAUACCAAAUUCCGAAGCUAUCGAAUGUCCAAUAUGUUUCGUAACAUAUGGCCCACGGGAGGGUGUUAUUCUCAGAGAUUGUUUACAUAUGUUUUGCAAACUUUGCAUAGCUAAUACAAUAAAAUAUUGCGAAGAAGCGGAGGUAAAGUGUCCAUACAGGGAUACCGAAUAUACGUGUGAAUCUACGCUUCAAGAACGCGAGAUAAAGGCGCUCGUCGAAGCGGAAGUAUAUCAGCAGCACCUCGCCAAGUCGAUAAUACAAGCGGAGAACAACGCUGGAAACAAUGCCUUUCAUUGCAAAACACCAGACUGUCCUGGUUGGUGUUAUUACGACGACGACGUGAACAAUUUUUUAUGCCCCGUAUGUGGUGUAAAUAAUUGUCUUACGUGUCAGGCCGCACACACCGGUAAAAAUUGUAAACAAUAUCAACAAGAAUUAAGAUUGUCGAAGGAAACUGAUCAAGAAUCCCGAAGGACAGCAGCAAUGCUCGAAGAUAUGGUCGACAGAGGUGAAGCAUUGGCCUGUCCUACUUGUGCAGUUGUUCUAAUGAAAAAAUGGGGUUGCGAUUGGUUAAGAUGUUCAAUGUGUAAAACAGAAAUAUGUUGGGUUACCAGAGGACCACGUUGGGGACCAGGAGGAAAGGGCGACACAUCCGGAGGCUGUAGGUGUGGUGAAAAUGGAGUCAAGUGUCAUCCUCGUUGCAAUUACUGUCACUAAGAACCAUCGGAAGAGUCUGCAAUUGCCUUGCCAACGGACAAACACAAUGUGCCUAUCUAUUCAAAGCGUAUAUACCACUGGUACUGGUGGUUCUAACGACGUUAGAGAUUCAAAAUAAUUUGUCAUUGUACGAUUUCCGUGAGAAAGAGAAAGAGAAAGAUUGAGAGAGAGAGAGAGAGAGAGAGAGAGAGAGAGAGAGAGAAAGAGAGAAAGAGAGAAUGUCUUUCUUGAUCAAAUUAACCUCAUCCUUUUGAAGUUAUAAUUAAGAAAAUUUGUAACAAAUGAAGAUACCACCAUACAAAAUGCAAACGAAUUUGAAUUUAAUCCUCGAUAAUAUGCAUUAUUUCUUGUUAAGAAUAAACAAUAUUAUAUGUAU